Betta splendens (Siamese fighting fish) is the source of this 2312-nucleotide messenger RNA. RefSeq lists its product as uncharacterized. Bases 887 to 1918 code for a protein of 343 amino acids. The transcript has 2 exons. The record is from RefSeq and is a predicted model, not a curated record. NCBI's taxonomy places the organism in Eukaryota, Metazoa, Chordata, Actinopteri, Anabantiformes, Osphronemidae.
GUGUGUGUGUGUGUGUGUGUGUGUGUGUGUGUGUGUGUGUGUGUGUGUGUGUGUGUGUGUGUGUGUGUGUGUGUGUGUGUGUGUGUGUAGUGGGGAUUCUGUGGGUUUAUUUUGAGGAAGCUGCGGUCAGAUCUGGGUGGGCACCUGUGUGGGGAAAUCACACUAAGACACUGGUAUUAAAACACAGAUGAGGAGAAGGAGAGAUUAGUCUGGACUGAAGCUCCGCGCUGCAGCUUGGCAGGUAAACUAGCAUUUGCAUUGAGUUAAUAGAAGUUUUUAUGAACAAAUAGAACGCUGUGUCUGUUUUAGAUGACUGUUUGCCAGUGUUGAAGUUUAUAUAGUCAUGUGCAGACUAUGUACUGAUAUAUUCAAAGACUGGACCCAGAGACACUCAACGCUCUGGAUCAUCAGUCUUUUCUCAGACUGGACCUGAGAAGAGCUGAGGUUCUCUCUGCUAUAUUAAAAAUUAAAAAUAAAUUACUGUGUGACGAGGGCGUCCAUAGAGACACUUCUGAAUAACAUCGCACGAGGUCAUAUCAGCUAAUACGUGAAAACAACUAGACCUUGUCGACCUAUAAUGCAAAGAAAUCCAUUAAACUCACAUCGUUUUCAACGGUCAACAUUUCAAACGGUCGAGCUGGAGAAAUGUUGCCUUUUACUUUAUUUGUUGUUGCUUCAAAAGUAAGAGACAAGAGAAGAUGCUUCCUGUAUUUUCAAAUUAAAACCUUUUUUUCAAGGACUGUUGCACUUUUUUUUUUUAGAAAUCACUGGUUGUGAAACUUGGGUGGACGCCUUCCUGUUUUCACAUGUGCUGCUUUGAACAGCUGACGCCCUGCCUUCAUCUCAACACGCUCUCUCCCCACAGGGCUCGUUUUCCGUCGCCGCCAUGGCCGACGACGCGCCGGCUCCUUCGGGCGAGCGAAACGCCGGCUUCGCCGUCAUCGUCGGCGCCGUCGGCCCCGGCGGCGCCAAAUGCAGCCGGAUCGGUAGGAAGGUGGCUGCCAUGCUGAGGGGCAGGGUGCACAGCCGGGACCCCACCUCUAAUGGGACGCCACGCUGUCGCCAGCGGCGGCGGUCGGCCGAACGCGCGGCCCAGUCCUCCUGCGUCAUCAUAGCGAGGAAGAGCAGGAAGGAACCAGAGCCUCCUCAGCGCAGCUGGUCCCUCCUCGCACCCCACGCAGCCUCCGGGUCUCCAAAGCGCUGCUCCUGCCCCCCCAUCGGGGUCUGUCACCCGCCCUCUCACUCUGCCUCCUCCUCCUCUUCCUCCUCCUCUUGCUCCUCUCCUCCUCCUGUGCCGACGUCCGUCAUCACCGGCCGCGACCCGCUCGGCUGGAAGUUGCACCCCAAGCCCGGCUCCCCCUCCCCCCGUGCCCGCGCCAAGCGGUUGUCUCUGCAGAGCCCCCUGCCGGUUUUCUGUCCCGACCCCAAACCGAGUCCCGCACCCGGCUCGCGGUCCCACGGCACUCCAACCGCAGACCCCUCGGUCCAGACCCGGCCCCCUCUCCCGCUCGAUCCGCCCCGCCGCCGCCACUCGGACUCCUCCGCCUUCCGCGGACCCCCGCCGGCCUUCGCGGCGCCUGCGGUGACGCUCGAGGACCUCUGCGCUGUGCGCCUCCGCCCGACCCCCCCUCCGGAGGGGCCCGACGACGUCUUCAGUGAUGCCACCGAAGGGCAGGGGAAGCCGCGCAGGACGCCGCCGCCCGUGCCGGGCAAAUCCUUCAUGGCGAGACAAGUAGCGCAGCUGAUAGCUCAGUCGCGCCGGCGCCAACGAGCCGCGGCGCGACCCGUCAAAGCUGAGGGAGACGCGUGUGGUGCUGACUGCAAGAGAGCGCAAGCAGCAGAACGCGCAGGGCUGCGACUGGACGCCAGCUGCACCAGCGAGCCGCUCGGCUCCCGGUUCCCGGACAGAGAGGCGUGAAGAGAACCAGACCCUUUCGUUUCCUUCCAAGAUCCCUGAGCAGAUCCCACGGCGUGUUUCCCUGUGAAUUUAACACCACUUGUCCUCAUUUGACCUUUUUGUAUUCCCAGUGUUGUGUGUGUGAAACGCUGCUUUCCAGCUGAUAUUAAUCCAUUGUUUUGUUGGACAAUCAACUUGUAGCUUUAAGUGGAUGUGGGGGAGGAAACCCCUGCAGAGGCUGCACGUCUUGCUGUUUGCUUCCAGAGGUGAUAAAUCACCAAAGCUACUCUUUCCUGUUUGUGUGUCCAGGGUGUGUAUGUUAAAAAAUAUAUAGUUAUGUCAUUCAUUGAUAUGAAAUAAACUAUAAACAAUAAUAAGAUUUACGUCAUGUUAAAUCAUUAAAGCAAAAACUGUG